CAGAGCAGGCCCGGCAGCCUUCGAGGAGGACGGCACUCCGCUCCGCGCCCGCAUCGGAACCGCGAGAAGGCGGCCGUCCGACUUCCAGCUGCUCUGACGUCUGCCGCCGGACCUGGCCCGGAGCUCCGCUGGCAUUAACGGGGGGUUCGGGGGGCUGUGGACUGAGGAGUCCAUGUCCGCGUGCAGCGUGGAAACCGGGCUCCCCACAUCUGAGGCCAGAGGGAUCGUCUGGUUCCGAGUCCCACCUGCAGACGCCGUGGCCACCCUGGGAGUGACCCCUCACCUCUGCCCCUUCGGGGGGCGUCCGCGGCGAGAGCCACGUGGACGACCCCAGCGCGGCCCGCAGCGGCAGCACGGCGUGCUCGGGAGGCUCCUGCGGACCAGCCGGGAGCCAACGCCACGAGACCCAUUUCGACAGCCAGCUCGAUGGGGUGCUCCCACCCCAAGCGCCAGGACAGUGCGGGGCCUGGGCCCUCCCGUGCACGAACCUCGCGAGGGGAUGCCCCUCCUGGGAGGGGACGCCAGAGAAGCGGGCGGUGAGCGCUGGCGCCGCCCCCGGGCCCCCCGAACCCCUCCGAGCCGAUCUGCCGUGGUGGCGGGCGCGGACGACGGGCUGGCGGAGGCCUGGCUGCGGGUCUGAGCGGGUCCCUGCGCUGCUUCCCUCCUUCGGGACGUGCCACCCGACACGCCACCUCUGGCGACAGGACCCACGGGCGUGCCUCUGGGCCCGGCGCCGCAGCCACAGGCACGGCCGGCUCGCCUGACCGGUCUGCUCCAACCCUUUCUCAUGGCUUUUGAGAUGUCUGGUUUUUCCGUCCAUUUCCAGUGAGGAUCCUCCUCGGCAGCCAGAGGUGGAGGGGGUGGAGGGGGGCGAGGGGGGACAAGGUCCGCCGGUGACCUGUGCCCCGUGAGGGCCGAGGAAGGACCGAGCGGCCAGCGCGGCGCGGGGAGCGGAGGCCGGGGCUGGAGGGGCUGCCCCUCGGGCACGGACCUGCGUCCGGGCCUGACCAGAGUGCCUGGCUCGGGCGGCAGGUGUCCGAGGCCCGUCAGCCAGGGGCCCGGGCAUGGCUGCCCGGUGCCCUCAGAGCUGGCCGAGCGCACCGAGUCGGUGGCCUGUGGCCUGUGUCCGUGCAGGGUGGGCCGGCGCCAGCCCAGGCUGGGAAAGCGAGAAGUCUGCUGGCCGAUCGCCGUGCCCCUGCAGCCUCGGACGGAGACCCUUCGCUGUGGUCACCAGGGGCCAGGGCACCGGCUUCGGGCACUCGGGCCCCUGCUGCUGCUGCUGCUGCUGCUGCUGCUGCUGCUGAGAGCCCCGCGCGGGGAGGCGUCACGGGAGUAGCCAGGCCGAGGGGCGCGUCCCUGAGGCGGAAAGCGAGGAGUGGGGAGUGACCGUGUCCCCACGGAGCUCUCCCGGGACGCUGCGUGAAGGCAGUCUGCAAGGCCUGGGGGGCUCGGCCAGGCCCCCUCACCCCCUCCGACCGCAGGCGCAGGCAUCACGGCCCAUGCAAGCCUUGUCCCUGCCGGGCUGCUCGGCUCACACUUGCGGGUGGCUGGCUCUGGGUGUUUCCUUUUCCUGUUUCAGAGCCAAGCCCGGGGAAAGUGAGUUCCUGAGACGCCAGAGGAGGGUCUGCUGGUCAUUCUGUGCCCCCGGCCCCAGCCCCAGAGGGUGUGAGGCCCUGGUGUCGCUCAGCCACGCUGCUGCUUCCUCUGCGCAGGUCUCCAGCUCCAGGGGGCGCGCUGCCCUCGCCGUGCCUCAGGCCCAGGGGGAAGGCACUGGCUCUGGGCUAGGGGGCUCAUGUGACAGACAGUGCAGCCUCACAGGACGACGCUCGGUGGGAGGGUGGGCGGAGGAGGGCCCGGAGCCGCCGUGCAGGCGGCCUCAGCUCUGCUCUGCCCUGGAGGCCGUCACCGUCUCUGGGCUCACACCCUCAUGGGCCUAGAGCACAGCCUCCCCAGACGGGCUUCGGGGCGCGGCGCACACUGCCCCUGCCCCACGCUGGACAGCACACUACUCGUUCUCAAUAAGUCACCAAGCGACCAGGCUCUGCUGGAGAGCCGGGGCGCCGCAGCCCGGCCCUGUGGACCGGACACACCUGGCCCUCCAUGGCUCCGCCAGGGCCACGCAUGUCCUCACGGCCCACGCGCUACCUCUGCCCGGGUGCACCCCCUGAGGACAGUCCCGCACACGUGCUGCUGGGCGAGUGGGCGGGCAGCCUGCAGACCGGCCCGCGGGCGGGAGGGAGGACGCAGCCCACGGCCCUCGCUGCCUCUGCCGUCUCUCUCGGUGGGUUCCUGUGUUUUGCAAAUUCCCGUCGUGACGGUGUCGUCCUCCAGGCCUGGCUCCCACGUCAGGGCCUCGGUGUCAGCCGGCCCUGCCUUCGCCGCCCGCCUCUCCUCGCACCAAAGCUGCUACCCUGGCCCAGGGAGGUCUGGGCGGCCCUGCGGGCAGCGGUCCCCUCGGCCCUGGUCCAGGCCGCCGGCUGUGCAGGCGCGGGUGCGAGCCGGCACCACCGUGUCUCCACCCCCUGCCCCCUCUGGCCCGUCACCCACUCGUUACUGCUUCAGAGAACAUGGGGCACCCGAGCGCCUCGGGACUGAAGUGAGAAACAGGCCCUUUGACUAAGUGAAAAGGAGAAAGGCCGCCUGCUGGGCUGUUCACCGCGGGCUUCCGGCCUGUCGGGCGUCCCUGGGAGGGUUGUCCUUUCCGGCCUGGCCCGGCCCCUCCCCCGCGGGGCCACACGCAGCUCGUCAGCCAGCUGAGCGGUUCCGGGGCAGUGAGGGGGUCCUGGGGUCGGAGGUUAUCGGCGGGAGAGGUCAGCAGGCCCAGCGCCCUGGGGGACGCCUCCCUGUAAGGCCGCGGCAGCUGUGGGGAGCUAGCCUGGCUGGGGGUGCCCGCCUCUGCCCACAGGGCCUGCCCGGAGCUGAGUGGACGCAUGGAGGCCUGGCUCACGCUCUGCCGGCCAGGCCUGCAGGUCUGCACUCCCAGUGGCAGCUUUGGCUGAUCGUGUCAGAAGACAGUGAGGGGCCGUGGCUCUGUGCCAGGCACCUCGCUCCCCAGGGCACCCCUCCCAGGACCCUCUCCCUGCGCCUCUGCUCCCUGUGGCAGCGGAGAAACGGGGAGCUGCAAGCUCGGUUCUUCACCAGGUUCGCGGGCGAUGCCGGCACAGCCCCGGCCGCUCGGCCCUGCACCAGCGCCUGCAGGGCAGCGGGAAGCCGGUCACCGGCUGGCCGGCCGCAGAGAGGAGGGUGCUCGGCCUCUGCAGCUCGCUGGUUCGAUCCAGACGCUCACUGGCAUUUACUCUCCGUCAGAAACAAAGGGAGGUCGGAGGUGGCGCCGGGAGCCGUGGUCCACGCUGUAACCUGAACCUGGCUGAGCUGGGUCCCCAGGAGCGUGCCCGGCUGGAGCGGUCCCUCGCGGCCUGAAGGCUGUGAGACAGCCCGCGGCCUCGUAAGCCCCGCCUCUGAGGCCGGGUCACCUGGCCCAGGUCUUUUUUAACCUGUAAAAUGAGUUUUAAAUCCGACAAGUUCAGCUUGGCUCUCCCUUCUCCUGGUCCCGGUUACUGGGCUCGCGUUCUAACAGGACGGUGGGGUGGGGGGCGGCGAUGGGGACAGGGUCCCAAAGCCUCACUCAGAUCUGCCGAGUGCUGACCCCGCAGCUGGGCCCAGGAGGGAGCGUUGAGCCUAUACUGAGGUGUUUUAAUCUGACGGAUGAUUCUGUAACGGCGGGGCGGGGCGGGGCGGGGCGGGCGCCCGGCGGCGGCGGGAUGGCGGCGGCGGGGACGGAGCGCCUGCUCCGCCAGGCCAGGGAGGUGCGGGACGAGGAGCUGGGGCAGUUCUGCGCCCGGGCCAGCGCGCUGCUGCGUACCGAGGAGCCGGGACCCGAGGCCGUGGACGCCCUGCGCAGGCUCUUCCUCAUCGUGGCGGCCACCAAGUACGGCAGGAAGCUGGAGGACGAGUGCGUGGACCUGCUGCAGACCGCCCUGGGCCCGCCCCCGCGCCCGGAGCCGCUGCAGCUGCUCUGCGCCGCCAUCCUGCGGGAGACCGCGCCCCGCCCGGGCCUCAGCCUGUCCUGCGACUGCGUCCAGAGCCCGCGGCAGCUGAGCCUGGUGGCCUCGGUGCUCCUGGCCCAGGGCGACAGGAGGCAGGUCCGAAGCGUGGGCCAGCGUGUCUUCCAAGUCCUGGAGAGCCGGCAGCCCGAGGGGCCGAGUGCGAGGCCUCUCCUCCCCGUCGUGUCCAAGGUCGCCAGCCUGGCCCCGGGCAGCUUCCGUGAAGACCAGGCCAACCUGCUCAGCAAGAGGCUGGCGGACUGGCUGCGCUACGCCAGUGUCCCGCAGGGCCCCGCCCCCUCCGGGGGCUUCUUCACGCCCCGGGCCCGGCAGCCGGGUCCUGUCACCGAGGUCGACGGGGCGGUGGCCACGGACUUCUUCACGGUGCUGUCCACGGCGCAGCGCGCCACGGAGGACCAGUGGCUGAACGUGCAGGCCUUCUCCAUGCUGCGGGCCUGGCUGCAGCUCGGAGGCCCGGGCGCCCCGGACACAGAUGACCGGUCGGAGCAGGAGGGCUCCUCCCUGUCCGUGCUGUCGGCCGCCGCCUCCACCGGCCGCCUGCUGCCGCCGGAGCGCCUGCGGGAGAAGGCCUUCCAGUACUGCCAGCGCCUCGUCGAGCAGAGCACCCGGCGAGCCCUGCGGAGGGCGGACGCGGACCUGCAGAAAGCGUGCCUGGUGGAGGCCGUGCUGGUGCUGGACGUGCUAUGCAGGCAGGACCCCUCCUUCCUGUACCGCACGCUCUCCUGCCUGAAGGCGCUGCAGGCGCGGCUGAACGGGGACCCGGCCUGCGUGCGGGUGCUGCUGCCCCUCGCCCAGUUCUUCCUCGGCCACGGGGAGGCGGCCGCCGUGGACGCCGAGGCCGUGUGCCGGCAGGUGUUCGGCAGGGUCCCGGCCGAGCACUUCCACAGCCCGAUGCUGGCCUUCGAGUUUGUGCAGUUCUGCAGGGACAGCCUGCCCCUGCUGGGCCGCCACCUCGGCCUCCUCCGCCGCAGCUUCCCCGGCCUCCUCCAGCUGCUGGCCUGGAACAGCCCGGCCCUCACGGCCGAGUUCGUGGCGCUCCUGCCCGCGCUGGUGGACGCCAGCACGGCCGUGGAGCUGCUGCACGCGCUGCUGGACCUGCCGUGUCUGACCGCGGCCCUGGACCUGCAGCUCCGGUUGUCACCUGCUGCGUCCGAGAGGCCACUCUGGGACGCCUCCCUCCGGACCGCCAGCUGCCCCGACGCCUCCCAGGACCCGCAGCUCCAGGGCCGCCUCCAGCACCUGCUGCGCACCGAGGCCAGCGGGGCCCCCGAGAGGCUGGCGCCACUCUACCCGCUGCUGCAGCCCAUGGCCGGCUGCGCCCGGGUGCUGCAGUGCGCGGAGGCGGUGCCCACCCUGCUGCGGGCCUUCUUCUCGGCGGUGACCCAGUUCGCUGACGGGGCCCUGACCAACCAGCUGGCACGGCUGCUCCUGGAGAGAAGCGACUCGCUUUACCCGGUGCCAGGCUACGAGGCCCGCGUGCACCAGUGUGGGCUGUCGGCGAGUACCUGGCGGUGAGCUGGGACCGGCGCUGCACCGCGGACCAGAUCAACAAGUUCUUCGAGGUCCUGGAGGCCCUGCUGUUCGAGGUCACCCAGUCCCGCCCCUCAGCCACCCUCCCCCAGUGUCCCCCGCAGCUGGUCACGGCACUGAUGACCACGCUGACCAA
Pipistrellus kuhlii (Kuhl's pipistrelle) is the source of this 5730-nucleotide messenger RNA. RefSeq names its product adaptor related protein complex 5 subunit zeta 1 (gene AP5Z1). The record is from RefSeq and is a predicted model, not a curated record. Gene Ontology annotation, cellular component: AP-5 adaptor complex. The transcript is spliced from 16 exons. Bases 3600 to 5579 code for a protein of 659 amino acids. NCBI's taxonomy places the organism in Eukaryota, Metazoa, Chordata, Mammalia, Chiroptera, Vespertilionidae.